CAGCACAACACCAACCAUCAACCACCAACUACAUCCACCAUGUCCGACUACACCGGCCCCGGCAUCUACGAGAUCGUGCCUCGCAUCGCCACGAACAAGGCCCUCAACGUUUGGGGCGGCGGUAACAAGGCCGGCACCCCCGUCCGUCUCUAUCCCUCCAGGCCGACACAAGAGAACGCCAAGUUUGAGAUCGUUUUGGCUGGUGGCAGCAGUGGAGACCACGAGGUCGGCCCCCGCCACUACCACAUCCUCAGCUACAACAGCGGCCUCUACCUCACUGCGCCUUCCUCGCAAGGACAAGGUAAACAGGUCGUCAUGAACAUCGGUCCCGUGGCCGACGAGAGUCUGCGCUGGAAGCUUCUACCGGCUGGUGAUGGCGCUUUCAACGUUGUUUCUGCAAAGGGCGACCUUCACUUGAACGUCGAGGGCAGCAACACUCAAGAUGGCGCGAACGUUAUCGUUUGGCCGCGUGAAUCCUUCCCCAACUCGCAGUUCUACAUCAAGCGUGUGUAG
Messenger RNA from Aplosporella prunicola CBS 121167, 513 nucleotides. RefSeq lists its product as uncharacterized. The transcript has 4 exons. The record is from RefSeq and is a predicted model, not a curated record. Lineage: Eukaryota; Fungi; Ascomycota; Dothideomycetes; Botryosphaeriales; Aplosporellaceae. Bases 40 to 513 code for a protein of 157 amino acids.